Molecule: messenger RNA, 383 nt
Organism: Guyanagaster necrorhizus
Lineage: Eukaryota; Fungi; Basidiomycota; Agaricomycetes; Agaricales; Physalacriaceae
Exons: 1
Coding region: 83-274 (63 amino acids)
Source: RefSeq, a predicted model, not a curated record
AAUUUUGUCUUUACCGUAAAAUUGCGGCUCGUGUUGUCCUUUUGUUGUCUUGCCUUUCACUACUCACUGUCUUGCUAUCUCUAUGUUACCACUGGUUGGACUAUUUACCAGAAGCUCUUGUUUGCUAUCAAAAGUUCUUUUUCCAUCUCGCUAUAGCCAUCCUCAUCCUCUGUUUUGUAUGCUGUAUCUACUCUACUGUCUUAAGAUAUAUUGUUCUUCAUUAUGCUCACGGACAUCUAUUUCUCUUUUGAUGCUCUUUCCAACUCGAACAUAAAUACAUUUUCCAGUUUUCAUCACUACAAAUACACCUGUAGAGUAGGUCAUGAUAACUGUAGCUAAUCCAUUACAUGCAAGCAUAGUAAGUGUAAACAGGUCUGAUUUUG